Molecule: messenger RNA, 2781 nt
Organism: Lucilia sericata (common green bottle fly)
Lineage: Eukaryota; Metazoa; Arthropoda; Insecta; Diptera; Calliphoridae
Gene: Fem-1
Product: protein fem-1 homolog B
Exons: 6
Coding region: 316-2445 (709 amino acids)
Molecular function (GO): protein binding
Source: RefSeq, a predicted model, not a curated record
UUGAUAUCACUGCGAUCAGCUGUGGUUUAAAGUUUUCUCUAAAAAAUAACAAUUAUUCACUGAUACUUAAAAGCGAUAACCGUGAUAAUCGUGGAACAAGCUAUAAAAGGAACGGAAAAUAAUAGUAAUUGUUGUAAUAAUAAUAAAUAAAUUUAUAAAUAGUGUUAAAUAUUAAACAGUUUUUGAAUAUUUAAUAGUGGUCCGUAAUUACAGCAAGCUAUUUUUAUAAUUAAUGCGUCAUUGUUAGUCAUUGUCGCAGUUACACGCAAUAUUUUGUUAUACAUAUUGUAUGUGGAAUAAUCCUUUUAGGAACAUAUGUGCUCCAGGAUUCAAUCAUUUUUAGAUAGUGAAUUCAGUGAUCUUGAUAUACACACACGCAUUAUGAUUGAAGAACUAACUGAAGAGGUACAGCAAUUGUUUCCAAAUGAAACGAAAGUUUUGCCAUCUCUUUUGACUGUAUUGUAUUCGACAGCAAAACUUAAUCAUGCUAAACAGUUGGUAGCAACAAUGAACGACAUACGAAAUCCAGAAUUAAGGGAUUACCUAUUAAAUUUGAAAUUUGAUGAAAUAGAUGGGCAAUCUGUUACACCACUCACAAUGGCAGCUAUGGCUGGUAAUACGAUGUAUGUGAAAACCUUGCUUUCUCACUAUAAUAUUGACUUGGAACGAGAGUGUAAUGUAAUAUUUGACGGACUUGUAGUUUACGGCGCCACUGCUUUAUGGGUGGCUGCAGGAUUGGGCCAUUUACAGGUUGUCAAACUAUUAGUUAAUAAUGGUGCAAAUAUUAAUCACAAUACGAAAGCACAAUCAUCUCCCUUACGAGCUGCAUGUUACGAUGGUCGCUUGGAUAUAGUUAAAUAUUUAAUUGAACAUGGAGCAGAUGUUAAUUUAGGAAACAAAUACAACAACACAUGUAUAAUGAUUGCUGCUUACAAAGGACAUGCGCACGUGGUGGACACGCUAUUAAAAAAUGGUGCUAAUCCGAAUGAGCAAGCUCUUUGUGGAGCAACUGCUUUACAUUAUGCUGCUGAAUGCGGGCAUAUUGAGGUAUGUCGAAUACUGCUUGAUCAUGGAGCUCGUUUACAAGAAAAUGAACAUGGGUUAACACCUGUUUUAAAUGCCGCCGAACGAACUCACGAGGAAGUAGUACAUUUAUUUAUUAAUAGACCUGGACUUAUGAAGAAAGAAGACAUAAUAAUUGCACUCGAAUUAUUAGGUGCGUCGUUUGCGAAUGAUAAAGACAACUAUAGCAUUCAAAAGGCAUAUACGCAUUUAAUGCGAGCAAUGGAAAUGCGAUAUUCAGAUUCGGAAAAGAUAAUAAAAAAAAGAAUUAUCCCGCCUGAAUUAGCUUAUGACAAUUGGCUCGAAACGGAAAAUAUUCCUGAACUUCAAGCAAUAAGGCUAAAUCAUCAUUCAAUACACAUGGAGUCGUUAACUAUAAGAGAGCGUAUACUGGGCAAAAAUAAUCCUGAUUUACCUCAGCCGAUUGUUUAUAGAGGUGCAGUAAUGGCUGAUCAAGGUCGAUUUUCCCAAUGCCAAACGCUAUGGAACUAUGCCAUGGACUUGAGAAUGAUGAAUAAUGUAUCAGUGGAACGUGACUUACUGCGUUUCGCGCAACUUUUUUCACAAAUAUUACGCAUUGAAGACGUACAACUAGAUUUAUCUCAGGUUUUAUCUGUAUUAGUGAAGUGUCAGCUAGAAAUAGAACGAAAUAAAUACAAAAUAGGAAACCCCGGUCCCAAGGAUGUGCCGCAAAUGAUUGCCGAUCAGAAUGAACAAAAUGUAGCAUCUGCCUUGUAUCUUAUAAAAAUUAUAACAAAAGUUUUGGCACAACAGCCUCAAUAUAAUAAAGAACACAUAGAUCUCUUGUACAAUACAAUUAAAAAAUUUAUAAAAUGUGAUACUCGUCUUGCGGAUGGACAAACUUUGCUUCAUAUGGCAGUGAAUGGAGUGACACCUGUUGACGAUUUCUUUACCAGCGAUGUGUGCAAGUUUCCAUGUUUUCGAACUGCACUUCUAUUAGUACACGCUGGAGCAUCUGUCAUUGCGAUGGAUGAGUUGCGCAAUACUCCACUGCAUACUCUAGUUGCGAGUGUAAAUAAAACUAUUCUUUUUUACUUUUAUUACAAUCAUUUUAAUAUGGUUCCUUUACAGUUUCCUCGUGAUAAUCCCCAUUUAUUACCAAAUGCUGAAAAAAUUGUGAAACUAUUAGUCGAUGCAGGAGCUCAUUUGGAUGCCAUUAAUGCACAAGGCUUAACACCUGCUCAAGUUGCUCAUGUUGCUGGUUUAAGAAACAUUAUACUUGGUUAUGAAAAUUCGUUAACAUCAUUAAAAUGCAUUGCAUCCCGCUGUAUUGCUGUUAAUAAAAUAAAAUAUCAAGGUUUAGUUCCCACUGCUCUAGAGUCUUAUAUUCAAAUUCACAGUGCUGAAAAGUUUUUUGCAUAAUACUCAAAAACUUUAAAAUACAUUUUUAGAACUCAAUUGAAAAAACACCGACGUGAUUAAAAUAAAUUCAAAAGGGAGUAACAACAAAUUAGUUAUUUCCCCAAGUAAAAAGUCCAAAUCCUAGUGUUACGCCCUUUUGCAUUUUUGGUGACUAUAUGUUUUUUGUGAGAAUGGUUAAUUUUAUCUAUGUCAUCCAAACGUACAUGAUAUGAAUAUACAUAUGUAUGUAAUUUUAAAAAAAAGUUUAUCUUCCCAUGAGAAACAAUAUAUUUUAUUGUAUGUAUAAAUUUUGUAAAAACAUAAUCCUAGUGUUCACUUCUUUUAAUUGUUUAUAAU